Messenger RNA from Penaeus indicus, 3009 nucleotides. Its product is annotated as RING finger protein 145-like. Gene Ontology annotation, cellular component: endoplasmic reticulum; endomembrane system. The coding region runs from base 114 to 2309 and encodes 731 amino acids. NCBI's taxonomy places the organism in Eukaryota, Metazoa, Arthropoda, Malacostraca, Decapoda, Penaeidae. The record is from RefSeq and is a predicted model, not a curated record. Gene Ontology annotation, molecular function: zinc ion binding. The transcript is spliced from 5 exons.
UCUCUCGGAACUGACAGGAGCGAGGCAGUUGCAACCUUGAAAGGCAGUCUUACCCACUGUUGGCGUCUGUUGAUUAUUCUUGUGAUGAGAUAGAAUCUGCCGGAUCCUUCAUCAUGGAUUACAACAUUCGCCAGCGCAUGAGAGGUACCAAGGGUUGGAUGCUUAAAGGGGAACAGUUUGAGGCAAUUGCAACAGUGAUUCUACGUGUUCCUGGCUACUUCAUCCUUGACUAUUGGUACCAGAAUGAUAUCCGCAACUGUAUCCCCAGAUCCUUGGCUUGGGCUGAUGUUGUAUCUUCUGGCUUUGCAAUAUUUGCUGUCAUCCAAGGAGUGUUGGUCCUGCUGCUGCCACUAGAGCAGUUGGUGACACUGUAUAUGCAUUAUCUUACUAUAGCAGUGCUGGCAGCAGCAGAUACUUUUUCUAAUUACUAUAUUGAGGGAGAGAAGCUUCUUGUGAACCAGUGGCCAGAUUAUGGUACUGUCAGCUUUCAGGGCUUCUCAAAUAUGCUGAUGUUACAAAAGUCAUUGUUUGACCCAAACAAUGACAUGGAGACCUUAUUCCUGAGACAACAAGUGGCUGCCAUAGUGUUUCAUACACUUGUGGCUACAUUUGUAACAUUCUUCCUGGACUUGGAUUGCAACAAGGAUAAGAUCCUUCUACUAGUAUAUCUUGUCCCAGUCUUUGCAAGACUUGCUGGGUUUCCAGUUACAGAACUACAUUUGACACACAACUUUGCUUCAUGCUUUGUGAUAUUUUUGACAGUUCAGUAUAUUUUCCUUUGUGUUCCACAUGUAUUCAGAUUUCUGAAGCAUGUCUAUAGUUCUUUAGUAGUAAUGCUUGAACUGUAUGGACCACUGGGAGUUGUGAUGACACUCUGGAGUAGACUUUUUGUUCCUAUACAGUUACUUCUCUUCUGGUUGAUGCUCUUCACAACUCAACUUUAUAAUCACUAUCUCCCAUCCCAAGAAACAGCCAUAGCAGCAAAAUCAUCAACUCUGUCUUCACAAAACAUUGCUUCAGUGACAAGUGGAGGAACAGUAACAUCACCAAGUGCAACCUCAACAGUGGGAGGAACAUCAUCUGGAGAGAUGUGGUAUUUGGUGUUUGUGCAGAGUGCGGCUGAAGUGUGUUAUACACCACUUAUGUUAGCUGGCACUUGUGUAGCUGUGUCUUAUGCUUCAAGGUUAAUUCUAGCUCUUACUAGAGCUUAUACAGCUGGGCCAGGUGCUGCACCACUGCCAGAUGAUCUUGUCCACUCAGGGUGGACAGAAGGGGUCACAAUGGCCUUGCUGGCAGUACAGACCUCAUUGUUGAGUAUGGCCAUGCCAGAGAGGUUGGCAGUGCUGUCAAUUAUUUUGUUGAUUGUUGUCUCUUCUCUUGUGCAAAGUAUGUAUGAGUUGGUGGAACCAGUAGUUUUAGCCCUUAGUGCCCAAGGAGUGGCAUCCAUAUCAAGGCAUGUUCGGGCUGUAUCAGCGUGUCUGCUUUUAUUGUUCUUGCCACUGUAUAUGGUUUACAUGUUUACACUAAUAUUUGAACAAGACUUUUGGCUUUUGUUAGUUGUGUCCACCUGCAUCAUGACUUCUGUACAAGUAUUAGGGUUGUUGGCUACUUAUGUACUCCUUACUUGGGAUGCUGUCUGUGCACAGCCUUGGCCAGGUUUAGAUGAUCUAGUUUAUUACACUCGUGCUACAACAAGGGUGUUUGAGUUCAUAGUUGCUGUAUUUGUUGUUGGAGCAGGGGGAAAAGAAUCUAUUACUGGUCAGUGGUCAUGGAUCAAUGCUGUUGUACUGCUUAUUCAUUGCUACUUUAAUGUCUGGCAGAGACUCCAACAGGGAUGGAAGAGUUUCCUUUUAAGGUUAGAGGCAGCUAAAAAGAUAUCAGCACUACCUGAAGCUUCUGUAGAACAAUUACAGAAUUACAAUGAUGUAUGUGCAAUCUGUUAUGCAGAAAUGUCCACAGCCAGGAUCACACAUUGUCAGCACUAUUUCCAUGGCCCUUGCCUUCGUAAGUGGUUGUAUGUACAAGACAAAUGCCCAAUGUGUCAUGCACCAAUAACUUUAAAGGAUGCAAAUUCUGAAAUUAAGGCAGGGCUUAGGCAAGAAGAUGCUGAACCACCACCACCAGAUUCCAUUGAGACUGAACUUGGGGCAAAUAUUCCUAUGCCUGAUGAGGGUGAUAAUGAAGAUAUUAGCCUCCUUAAUACAGAUGACGAGGAGGAAGAGUCUGAAGGUGCCCUUGAAGCUCAAGAUUCUGAUGAGGAUAAUGGGGAUAUACUAGCUGAAGACGCAAAUAUACAGCAGCAGAUGUAGUCCUAAAAUAAGAGUUUGAUAGUGUAAUAUCCAUUGAUACAAUUAAUAUUUUCCAGAAACAAUGGUUUAACAGAAUAAAUAUAAUAUUUACAUUAAAUAUAGAUAUGUAUAUAAAGGGUAAUGUAUUUUUUGGUAAAGUAAUUGGGAUAUGUUAUAUCUGUUCUGUUAGAUUUGUUUUACUAUUUGGUGCAUCUUUAGUGUUGAUGUCAUGAAUCCUAAAUACCUUAAUAUCAAUAUUUUUUAUGCCAUAACUGGACAUUUUUUUAUGGAAAUAUUUUUCUAGAUUUUUUUUUCAAGUCAUUAUCUUAGAUAAGAUUAAAAGUGAGCAUGAAGACUAAAGAGGCACAAGUGAAAAUAUUCACAUUUUUCAUUUCAUGAAUGUUAGUUUUGGUAUAUGGAUGAAGGUAUGGGUUUUUAGAAGACUUUAAUCAUCAUGUUUGAUGACUGAAGAGUAAGUGACUGAGGAGAAAAAAAAAAAACCUAGUCAAGAUUAUGAAACUACAAUUUUUCACUUAUUCCGAGUACUUGGUUAUAUGACCUUCAUAUGUGUGUGAGGACACUUUGGGAUGUCAUUUUUACUGGGAUUAAGAUCCUCUCAUAAUAUCCUUCAUCUGAAGACCUCUCUGAAAUGUGUUCCAUGGCAGUCUUCUCUUUACACCUGGAUGUAUUCAUGUGAUGGAAACAAACAAAAAAACAAAAA